Molecule: messenger RNA, 1997 nt
Organism: Amphiprion ocellaris (clown anemonefish)
Lineage: Eukaryota; Metazoa; Chordata; Actinopteri; Pomacentridae
Gene: tbxta
Product: T-box transcription factor Ta
Exons: 8
Coding region: 73-1338 (421 amino acids)
Biological process (GO): regulation of transcription by RNA polymerase II; somitogenesis; heart morphogenesis
Cellular component (GO): nucleus
Molecular function (GO): DNA-binding transcription factor activity, RNA polymerase II-specific; RNA polymerase II cis-regulatory region sequence-specific DNA binding
Source: RefSeq, a predicted model, not a curated record
UCCAUCGGGCCUGUCUCGGAGUCCCAUCAGCAUAACGUCUCGGAUUUAGGUCUAUCAGCACAGCUUGGAAAUAUGACUUCUUCCAACCCCGACCAGCGCCUGGAGCAUCUCCUGAGCGCCGUGGAGAGCGAGUUCCAGAAGGGCAGCGAGAAGGGAGACGCGUCCGAGAGGGAUAUUAAACUGACGCUGGAUGACGCAGACUUAUGGAACAAGUUUAAAGAGUUAACCAACGAGAUGAUCGUGACAAAGACGGGGAGGAGGAUGUUUCCAGUUCUCAGGGCCAGCGUCACCGGCCUGGACCCGAACGCCAUGUAUUCGGUGCUGCUGGAUUUCGUUGCCGCGGACAACAACCGCUGGAAAUACGUGAACGGGGAGUGGGUCCCCGGUGGCAAACCGGAACCCCAAAGCCCCAGCUGCGUCUACAUCCACCCGGACUCCCCCAACUUCGGAGCGCACUGGAUGAAGGCGCCCGUCUCCUUCAGCAAAGUCAAACUCUCCAAUAAACUGAACGGCGGCGGACAGAUCAUGCUGAAUUCUCUGCACAAAUACGAGCCUCGGAUACACAUCGUGAAGGUUGGAGGCAUCCAGAAGAUGAUCAGCAGCCAGUCUUUCCCUGAAACGCAGUUCAUCGCUGUCACCGCCUACCAGAAUGAAGAGAUCACUGCCUUGAAGAUCAAGCACAAUCCCUUUGCUAAAGCCUUUCUGGACGCUAAAGAGAGGAGCGACCACAAAGAAGUCCCUGAUCACAGCGCAGACAAUCAGCAGUCUGGCUACUCUCAACUUGGAGGUUGGUUCCUCCCCGGCCAGAGUCCCAUCUGCCCCAGCAGCAGCCCCCCUCAGUUCAGCAGCACAGCCGGACACUCCUCUGGCUCCUACUGCGAGCGCUACUCCAGCCUGAGGAGCCACAGAGCAGCUCCAUAUCCCAGCCACUACCCCCACCGCACCUCCAGCUCAAACAACUACAUGGACAACACUUCAGGGACUCUGCCGACUCAUGACAGCUGGUCUGCUCUCCAGAUCCCCAACUCCACAGGCAUGGGCACUCUGUCCCACACCACCAACUCCACAUCUAACUCUAGUCAGUACCCCAGCCUCUGGUCAGUAGCCGGCACCACCCUCACCCCUUCAGGCUCGGCCUCCGGCUCCAUACCCGGAGGCCUGACCUCCCAGUUCCUGAGGGGUUCUUCCUACACGGGACUGACCUCCUCGCUGCCCGUCUCCUCACCCUCCUCCAUGUACGACCCCAGCCUCAGCGAGGUCGGUGUUGGGGAAGCCCAGUUCGAGAGCUCCAUCGCCAGGCUGACCGCCACCUGGGCGCCUGUAGCUCAGAGCUACUGAAGCUUUGACUCUGCUGCCCGGCCGUCGUCUCUGGAGGCUGGAGACACCUGAAGCAGCAUAAAGACAGAAACACAGGUCCUGGAGAAGAGGUGGAAAAGUCACAAGACCUGCAAGGCUGUUUGUGAUAAGCCGUAGCGUAUCCAUUCCAAAGAUCUACUGAACAAAGCUGAUGUGCAAAGACAGAACUUGAAAGACAAUCCGUCUCAGUUUCACCCUACGAUAAGCAGCAGUAGAACAGCUGCACAGUGAGAACUCUUUGCUCUUAGUCAGUCCCAACAUGCUUAUUACACCUUUUUAACAUGUUUAUUACCUUUUUGACUCCACACAACCAGCAUCAACUGAACAAUCAUUGGCAUUUUGUUUUUAUUCUUAACUAUAUAAGAAAAAAAAGGUUCUGCUAACAUAUAUGUGUACAUGUGUGUAUAUAGAAUAAAUUAACGUUCUGUGUUAUCAAUAUAAAUGUGGUUUUUCUCUGAUUGCAAUACAAAUGUUCCACGUUGAAAGACACAAGUGCCUUCUGCAUCCUGGCAGGGUUUUGUCGAACAAGAAGACGCCCCUGCACAAAAGCGUGUACAUAAACUAUGUAUUUGUAUUUUAACUCGCUGUGAGUUUUAUUUAUGUCAUUUAAUAAUAAAUUAAAAAUGUUUUGUUUUCUCAGA